CCCUGACUUUCGGACUGUCAGUCAUGUCGGCAAUCGAAGUGUGUGUUGGAAAAAAAUAAAUAAUUUAAAGUCGGGAAUAUGAGCAAAUUUGGUCCAUUUUUACAUCUUUUUACGUACAAUGUGACGCAGUAGUGUUCAGAAUAAACAAGAAACGGGGUGUAAAAGUGUUUUUAGCCGUGAUAUUAAGCUUGGGGCUCCGUCUAACCUCAAUUCGGAUGAUUAUCAGAUUUUUUUCAAUGGAGGAAAAUCUUUUUUUUAUUUAUUGACCGGUUUUCCGAGUGAGUUUCUGUAGUGUAGUUUCUUGCGUAUUGACUACGUAGAAAGGCCAGAAUCUGCAAAUCUUUUGGAUAUUGCAUGAAAGAGUGAAAAGAAAUUGAGGGUGAAAGAAAAUGGAUCAAUCAUCGCCACAAUUUAUGGUCUUUCAAGCACUUCAGUGUGCUUGCAGUCAGAAUUCUGAAUUGCUGAAACCAGCUGAGCAGAAGCUGAUUGAAUGGGAAGUUGAACCAGGAUUCUACAGUAUCCUCCUGCGGAUCUUCACGGAUCACACGGUGGAUGUUAGUGUUCGUUGGAUGGCUGCUGUAUGUUUCAAGAAUGGCGUGAAUAAAUAUUGGCGGAAGCAUGCUCCUAAUGAGAUCAAAGCUGAGGAAAAAGAGACAAUUAAGACAGCUUUGAUAAGCUCAUUUAAUGAACCUGUGCCUCAGGUUGCUGUUCAAGUUGCCGUUAUCAUUUCUAAGAUCGCACGACUCGAUUGUCCACAGAAUUGGCCAGAACUGAUUCCAACUCUGCUGGAAGCUGUUCGGGUGGACAAUCAGCUGCAGCAGCACCGGGCACUUCUUGUGCUUCAUCAUGUAAUCAAAGCCCUAUCGACAAAACGCCUUCGAAAUGAUCGGCAGAUGUUUGAGGACCUCACGGAGAAUGUCUAUUCGUUUAUCUUGAACCUGUGGGAUGGAUUCAUUUCACUGUACUUCCAAAGUAUCCAUGAGCAAACAGCUUCAGUCGGUGUCAGUGUAUCGUACAUCGAGAAGGCCCUCCUGACACUCAAAAUGCUACGCAAAUUGACCAUUUAUGGUUUCAGUCAGCCGUACAAAUCCGAACACUGUAUGAUGUUCAUAAAGACGGUAUUUCAGCGACUGGAGGAAUCACUGGAGGCUCGGAUGCGCCUGAAGAUGCAGGCUGAAUUGCAGAAUCUGUUGGAGUUGACGGAGAAAUUUAUUCUGAAGCAGAUGAAAAUUCUCAAUGAAUUUCUAGAGCAACAUCCAGCAUCGUGCAUUGAUUUUGUUCCCACAAUUCUCGAGUUUUCCUUCAAUUAUGUCUUCAACGAAGGCACCAGCAAGAUUUUCGAGGGUAAUGUGGUCCAAUUCACAAAUUUUGCCAUACACUGCAUCAAUCUUAUGAAGAGAAUACUGUCCACCGUGAAGUACCAUAUACCAGCCAAUAAGUCAGACAAUGUUGAUUUUACAAAGGCCAAGAAGGCCAAAAUGGACUUUUUCACACCAGAACGCAUUAGCUACAUUUGCGAAAAGAUCAUCACUCAUUACUUUAUUCUCACCCAAAGUGAAUUGAAUUCGUGGGAUGAGGAUCCCGAGGCAUAUGCUUCCGAUGAAGGUGGAGAUUCAUGGAAGUAUGAACUGAAACCCUGCACAGAGACAUUCUUCCUCACACUGUUUAAAAAUUUCCGGGAACAUAUGAACCCAGAGAUGGUGAAAUACAUCCAGAAGGCCCAAAUGACCAUCUUGACUGAAGAUUCUGAUCUUAAGGAUAUUCUCCUAAAAGAUGCCAUCUACAAUGCUGCUGGACUUGUGGCAUUUGAUCUCUUUGAUGAAGUGGACUUAGAUCAAUGGUUCACAUCUCAAUUGCUAAAUGAACUGAAGAUCAAGAAUAAUAAUUUUCGGAUCAUAAGAAAACGAGUGAUUUGGCUCAUUGGGCAGCUGACUGGAGUGAAGUUUUAUCCAGCACUCAGACCACAAGUCUAUGCAGCAUGCCUGGAACUGCUAAAACCAGAGGAGGAUAUCUCUAUUCGGCUUACAGCGUCAAAAACCCUCAUGACGACCAUGGAUGAUUUCGAUUUUGAUCCUGAAACAUUUGUCCAGUUUCUCGAACCAUCCUUCUUUCUGUUAUUCUCUCUCCUUAAGGAAUCUCGCGAAUGUGAGACAAAGAUGAAUGUUCUGACUGUUAUGUCUUUUAUUGUGGACAAAAUGAGCAAUAAUAUCUCCUCCCAAAUGGACAAUUUAAUCGAGUACUUGCCACUCCUGUGGGAAGAGAGUGCUAAUCACAAUAUGCUUCGUUGUGCCAUAAUUUCAACUCUGCUGCAAAUUGUGAAGGCUCUAUGUGAUAUUCCCGCAAAAUUGGCACCAUUUCUCUAUCAUGUCAUCUCAUUCAGCACAAAUAUGGAUGAGCCUUCGCAUGUAUAUCUUCUGGAGGAAGGAUUAGAAUUGUGGUUGAGUGUCAUUGAGAAUAGUAGUUUAAUGACACAAGAAUUAUUGCAAUUGUGUGGAAAUGUUCUUCCCAUUAUAGAGAAUUCUUCUGAAAAUCUGAGAACGGUGCUUUAUAUAAUCCAGGCUUAUAUUUUAUUGAGUCCUCAGGUAUAUUUGGAACGUCAUGGGAAGAAUGUUGUGUCAACGUGUGCCUAUCUCUUGAGUGAUAUGCGUCCAGAGGGUAUUUGUAUGAUUAUGAAGCUCUUUGAGGCAUUUUUGUGUGCAAAGCCCGAAUUUUCAAUUGAAUUGCUAAAGCCCGUUCUUCCAGAUGUAUUCAAGAAUAUAAUUGAAGAUAAGGAUUAUUCCUUGGUGAUGACAAUGUAUCUGUCGAUAAUGGCUCGUGUUUUGCUGAUCAAUCAAGUAGUCUUCAGUGAGGUUCUGCAAAGUCUCCAACUACCCAAUGCUUUAGCAGAUAUUUUGGAUAUUUGGAUUGCAAAAUCUUCACUUGUGACGCAGGCUGAUAAGAAGAAACUUCUCAGUUUAGCUAUGUCGAGCCUGCUGACAGCUCACAAUGAUACGAUCUUCGAGAGAUUUGGCUAUAUUAUUCUCAAAAUAUGUGAAACAAUGAAUGACAUUAUGAUGGAAUACUACGAGGAAUCAGGAGUUUGGGCAGAUUCUCUGGUAUUUACUGAGUCAAUGGAGUUUGACUCAAGUGAUAUGUGGUCAUUGGCUUCUGAUGUCGAGUUUGAGAGUAAAACGCAUCACUACGAGCGAUGUCGUCAGAUAGCUAUGGAGGAUCCUGUUCAUAAAAUUUCUCUCAAGGAUUAUCUUCAAUCACAAUUAUUCACACUCAAGACACAAAUAGGCAAUGAAAGGUAUCAAAACUUAAUGUUGUCUGUUGAUGCAAGUGUUCUCACCGAUUUAUCGGAAUUCAUCAACAUUGGAGUUACUAUUCCAGCAGCUACGUAAUUUAUCUAAAAAAAAAGAUACCUUUGCAAAUACCUAUCGAUAUAAAUUCAAUAAUCAACUAAAGAUACAAAUUCAUCUAAAUUUUAAAUGCUUUAUCUUUUUUAUGCAUAAGGGAGCAGGAUAUUGGAUAUACACAAAUUAUACCGGCGAGAAGUUCUUUUAUCUUUUGAAUUGUAAUCUUCAAGUAAUAAUUUUUACUACUUGUACGUCAUUUUAUCUUCAAAAUUGUUUUUAAAAAAAUAUUAUUACACAAUUUUUUAUGUUGAAUUUAUAGAGAGGACCUGCAAUUUGUUAUUGUGUAUUUGAAAGUUAGCAGAAAAUAAAACAUCAACGUAACAUACGUUAAGAA
This is a messenger RNA of Phlebotomus papatasi, 3732 nucleotides long. It is a transcript of the gene Impbeta11, whose product is annotated as importin-11. The transcript has 7 exons. Gene Ontology annotation, biological process: protein import into nucleus. The record is from RefSeq and is a predicted model, not a curated record. NCBI's taxonomy places the organism in Eukaryota, Metazoa, Arthropoda, Insecta, Diptera, Psychodidae. Gene Ontology annotation, cellular component: cytosol; nuclear envelope. Gene Ontology annotation, molecular function: small GTPase binding. The coding region runs from base 390 to 3383 and encodes 997 amino acids.